Messenger RNA from Rotaria socialis, 1266 nucleotides. The record is from the annotation of a GenBank genome assembly. NCBI's taxonomy places the organism in Eukaryota, Metazoa, Rotifera, Eurotatoria, Philodinida, Philodinidae.
AUGCUAUUGAUUGUAUUGCUAUUAGUAGUCAUCGGAGAUGUUGUUAGUAUUUCCAGUCCAAUUACACCGUUCACUGCCUAUAGGUAUUCAACUGAACUCGAGAAAGGUACGGCCGAUCUCUGGUGGACAGUAGAUAAUGGUGCGAAAGAUAUCACUUUCGAGUUGCACAUGAAAACAACAGGAUGGAUAGCUUUAGGCAUUAGUCCAGCUGGUGGGAUGACAGGUGCUGAUAUUGGUGUCGGAUGGGUUGACAGUGCGGGAAAAGUUUAUUUUCAAGAUCGAUAUGCAUCCGAUUUCUUCAAGCCUGCUAUGGAUAAUACAACUGAGAAUUGGCUUGCUCUCCGUGGCCGUGAAUCAAACGGAUGGACUGCCAUUCAAUUCAAACGUCUCCUUGACACAUGUGAUCCCAUGGAUGUUGAAAUUAAAUCAGGAACGAACGUCAUCAUCUAUGCGUAUGGUCUUACUGACCCAUCAGUUGGUGAUAUCAGUUACCAUCAAAAUCGACGAGGCUCGCGCAUGAUUCCACUUCAAUCGUAUGCAAAUCCACCAACCGAAAAUAAAUUUGCCGAUCUGGAUUAUUUCGAAUUUCGUUUGAAUAAUAGCAUUGUUCCAUCCGAUGACACGACCUAUUAUUGUAAAUUAUACAAAGCUCCAACUGGAUAUUCAAGAAAACGUCAUGCCAUUGCUCACAAAACAAUGAUUGAUUCAGAUAAUGUCGAUAUGGUUCAUCAUCUUGUGUUAUAUGAAUGCGAUCGAACAGUUGAAUUCGAUGAUAAUAAUCUUGCCGAAGGCGUAUGUGAUGAUCAUUAUAAGGAACUUUCUCGUUGUUUAGCUAAUACCGGUGUUAUUUGGGCAGUAGGUGGUGACAAGGGAGACGAAUUUGCUACACGAUGUAUGUACAACACCAUGAACAAGAACGAGGUUACACUGGGUGGUGAACGAACAAAAGAUGAAAUGUGCUCUCACAUAUUCACGUAUUAUCCUCGUAUAAACGAUUUAUCUGAAUGUUUUACAAGCAAUCAUCCAGAUGCAUGGCAAGCCGUAAGCAAUCGAGUAUCAACCAAUUUUAAUUACACCGAACUAAUCGAUUGGAUAAAGAACAUUGAAUGGACGCCAGCAUUAGCUAUCCGCUGGCAAAAAUUCUAUAAUAAUGCUUCACGCGUUGUCACUUACAAUGCUGGAAAUAACACGAAAUCUGAAGCUUUGGGUGUUCUACCUAAAUAUAAAGACUUGCCAAUAAAGUCGUGUCAAACGGAAUCUGUGUAA